AUGCCCUCUGCGCAGGCUUCUUCACCGCCGCCACCGCCCUUCGAGCUCCGCAAGACGGCUCCGAUCCGAUUCCAGAACUCGGGAGAUGGAGGUAUUGGCGACUUCAGCAGUGCUCUCGGAGGUGACUCGGACUCUGAUGUGGAGUCCGAUCGGGGUGGUGUUGAUGGAUUGGAUGACUUCUUUGGGGAUGAGAAGGACUAG
Molecule: messenger RNA, 201 nt
Organism: Letharia lupina
Lineage: Eukaryota; Fungi; Ascomycota; Lecanoromycetes; Lecanorales; Parmeliaceae
Exons: 2
Coding region: 1-201 (66 amino acids)
Source: RefSeq, a predicted model, not a curated record